AUAAAUCAUACAUCAAUGUUUUAAAAUGGAUAACUCAUAAUGUGCAUCAGCACUAAUAUUAAUACCCAGCUCUCUCUUUGCGACCCAUCAUCCACAAUCACUUUCUCUUUUCUGUUCAUUCAUUUUAAAAUCAAAGGUAGACAUGGCAGGAGAUUCAUAUGAGGAGGCUAUUGCAAACUUGACGAAGCUUCUAAGGGUGAACACUGAUUUCACAGAUUUCGCCACCGCAAAAAUCAAGCAGUUGACGACGGAGCUGGUGGCUGCUGAGUUGGAGCCUUUUAACCCAGAUGAGAGGAUUCGAACUGGAUUCAACCGUUUCAGGAAUGAAAAUUUUCGGCAAAAUCUAGAAUUAUAUAGUCAACUUGCCAAAGGCCAGAACCCAAAGUUUCUGGUUUUUGCUUGUUCAGACUCAAGAGUUUGCCCAUCCCAUAUUCUGGAUUUCCAACCUGGUGAAGCCUUUGUUGUCAGAAACAUUGCCAACAUGGUUCCACCAUAUCACAAGACCAAGCAUUCAGGAACAGGAGCUGCCAUUGAAUAUGCGGUCAUACAUUUAAAGGUGGAGAAUAUUGUUGUCAUUGGACACAGCAGUUGUGGAGGUAUAAAGGGCCUCAUGUCUAUCCCAGAUGAUGGGACCAUUGUAAGUGAUUUCAUAGAACAUUGGGUCCAAAUUUGUAGUGCAGCAAAGUCCAAAGUUAAAGAAGAAGCAAACGAAUUAGAUUUCUCUGAGCAGUGUACCAACUUGGAGAAGGAAGCUGUUAACGUAUCUCUUGGGAAUUUACUGACUUAUCCAUUUGUGAGAGAAGCAGUUGUGAAGAAAACUUUGGCUUUAAAAGGUGCACAUUAUGAUUUUGUUAAGGGAGCAUUUGAGCUUUGGGAUAUAGAGUUCAAAAUUUCAUCCUCACUGUCCUUUUAAGCUGCAACAACAACACAUGAUGUACAUGAUUCAUCAAGUCAAGUAUUUUAUUUACUUUACUUUACAUCCCAAAAAAUAAGCAUAGACUUAAGAAAAUAUUUGUCUAUAUUGUGCAUUCUAUAUAGUUUUUGGUAUGGAAUGGUUUCAUUUGGUAAUCUUUUAGAAUAACCUACCCAUGAUAUUGGGUGUCAGACACAUUUGUGAAAUUUGAAUGAAUUAUCAAGUUAUAUUUUUGUUUUUUUAUUAAAGCUAUUCAAUUUUUU
Molecule: messenger RNA, 1176 nt
Organism: Lathyrus oleraceus (garden pea)
Lineage: Eukaryota; Viridiplantae; Streptophyta; Magnoliopsida; Fabales; Fabaceae
Product: carbonic anhydrase 2
Exons: 9
Coding region: 143-913 (256 amino acids)
Biological process (GO): carbon utilization
Molecular function (GO): carbonate dehydratase activity; zinc ion binding
Source: RefSeq, a predicted model, not a curated record